CACUACUGAUACACUUACAACUCUGCAGCCUCAAACUCUCAAGGUAAAAAUCCGCUUCGCUUCUCUUCUGCUCAACUGUACCGCCGCUUUUUGUGCAAAUAUCUCGUAAAUUACGACAGUAAAUAUACCGAAAAAGCGAGCAGAGCAGAAUGUCGAGCGUGCCAAAGCGAGCCAAAUUGGACGGCGCCCCCGCCGAUGGCAACACAUCCGCCGGCAACAACGAGGAGGAGUCGGAGGCGCUGGAGCAGAUCGAUGCUUGCCAAAACGAGAUUGACGUGCUGAACGAAAAGGCCAGCGAGGAGAUCCUCAAGGUGGAGCAAAAGUACAACAAGCUGCGGAAGCCGUGCUACGAGAAGCGCAGCGAGCUGGUGAAGCGGAUCCCCAACUUCUGGGUGACCUCGUUCAUCAACCACCCGCAAGUGUCCGGCAUUCUGGACGAGGAGGAGGAGGAAUGCCUGCACGCACUCAACAAACUGGAGGUGGAAGAGUUCGAAGACAUUAAAUCGGGGUACCGCAUCAACUUCCACUUCGACGAGAAUCCUUACUUCGAGAACAAGGUGCUCACCAAAGAGUUCCACUUAAAUUCAGCGGCGGCUACUGAAAACGGCGAAUGGCCCGCGUCUACCAGCACGCCCAUCAAGUGGAAGGAGGGCAAGAACCUGCUUAAACAGCUGCUCACGAAGCCCUAUGGCAACAAGAAGAAGCGCAACUCAGAGUACAAGACUUUCUUCGACUGGUUCUCGGAUAACACUGAUCCCGUCAACGACGAGAUUGCAGAACUGAUAAAGGACGACCUUUGGCCCAAUCCACUGCAGUAUUAUCUGGUACCUGAUAUCGAAGUGGAGCCAGAGGACGAGGAGGACAACGAAGAAAACGAAGAGGAGGCGUUCGACGACGAGGAUGGUGAGGACGGCGAGGGUGACGAAGAUGACGAUGAUGAAGAUGACAAGUAAACUGGAACAAGCGAUCAUGUAAUUUAAUUUUGUUUCCAACUGAAGGCCCUAAGUGUUUUCAACCACUUGCAACUAUAAUUUCCCGUGUGGUAAUAUUCGCAACCAUUUCAGACAUAUUUAGGUUUUAAUUUAAGUAAAAAAAAGUCAUACAUACGUAUUUCCAUUGAAGAGCAACAGAAAAAUGAGAAUCAACAUUAAACCAAUUUUUAAAACAACAAAAAUAAAAAAGACGUGAAUCGAAUCUCA
Drosophila rhopaloa is the source of this 1199-nucleotide messenger RNA. RefSeq names its product protein SET (gene Set). The record is from RefSeq and is a predicted model, not a curated record. Lineage: Eukaryota; Metazoa; Arthropoda; Insecta; Diptera; Drosophilidae. Gene Ontology annotation, molecular function: chromatin binding; histone binding. Bases 150 to 953 code for a protein of 267 amino acids. The transcript has 4 exons. Gene Ontology annotation, biological process: nucleosome assembly. Gene Ontology annotation, cellular component: nucleus; chromatin.